AUGGCGACAAAGACACAUGCCCACGCCGACGAAGAUGGUCACUUUCGACGCAAGGAAAGUACGUUCCAGAACUGGAUCUCCAAGGACGCAGGGUCACUGUAUCCCGCCGAAAGAGAUCGCUAUGUCCUCUACGUAAACUACGCCUGCCCCUGGGCUCAUCGAACAAUCAUCGUCAGGGCGCUAAAGAGUUUGGAAGAUGCGAUACAGAUGGUACCGCUGGGCUGCGAUCUCACUGCUGGAGGGUGGACUUUCAACGGUGCCAUUCCUGGCCAGCACGGCUCGUUGGACAGAGAUCCCGUAUAUGGCUUCACCAAACUCAAAGAACUCUACUUAUUGGCGAACCCGGAAUAUACGGGACGUUUCAGGGUGCCUUGCCUGUUUGACAAGAAGACCAUGACGAUUGUAAAUAACGAGUCGAGCGAGAUCAUACGGAUGUUGUAUACAGAGUUCGACGACCUAAUUGAUGCAAAGUUUAAAGAGGAGAGCAAAGGAGCAGCAGGUUUGUACCCUAAGCACUUGAGCAGUGCGAUUGAUGAGAUGAAUGAAUGGGUAUACGAUACUGUAAACAACGGCGUAUACAAAUGUGGCUUCGCAACCACGCAGGCAGCAUUCGACACCAACGUCGAACCGCUCUUUGACUCCCUAGACAGAUUGGAAAAGCACCUCUCGACCCCAGACCACCAGCCUUUCCUCUUCGGCAAGCACAUCACGGAAGCUGACAUCCGCCUAUACACAACACUCAUUCGAUUUGAUUGGGCGUACCACACCAUCUUCAACCUCAAUCUCAAAUUCAUCCGCCAUGACUACCCAAACCUCCACCUUUGGCUGCGGAGACUCUAUUGGGAUGAUACAGAGAUUACGAGGGGUGUGUUUAGGUCGACGACGAACUUUGAAGCACAUCGGUGGGGAUAUGCUAGUGCGAGAGGACUGGCUAUGCGUGGAGAAGGGAAAGACGAUGUAGUCAUUAUCAUUCCUAGGGGGCCGAAGCCUGAUAUUGAGGAGCUCGGUCAGCAUGAGAAGUUAGGGUAG
Molecule: messenger RNA, 1029 nt
Organism: Zasmidium cellare ATCC 36951
Lineage: Eukaryota; Fungi; Ascomycota; Dothideomycetes; Mycosphaerellales; Mycosphaerellaceae
Exons: 5
Coding region: 1-1029 (342 amino acids)
Cellular component (GO): cytoplasm
Molecular function (GO): glutathione transferase activity
Source: RefSeq, a predicted model, not a curated record